AUGUCUGGCAAGGCCUUGGAGAGGGUCCCUCACAGUCAGCUGCCGCCUGCGGAGAGGAAGAAACAUGACAUUAUUUCUUCACGACGGCAAAGUUCCUUAUUCUACACAAAGAGGGAGGAAGGGUCAAACAGGUCUUGGCUCAGUAGUGGUAGUAGUUACAGUGGUAGUAGUAGUAGUAGUAGUAACAGUGGUAGUAGUGGUAGUAGUAGUAACAGUGGUAGUAGUAGUAACAGUGGUAGUAGUAACAGUAGUAGUAACAGUAGUAGUAGUAGCAGUAGUAGUAGUAGUAACAGUAGUAGUAGUGGUAGUUGUAACAGUAGUAGUAGUAGCAACAGUAGUAGUAGUAACAGUGGUAGUAGUGGUAGUAGUAACAGUGGUAGUAGUGGUAGUAGUAGUACUAGUAGUGGUAGUAGUGACAGUGGUAGUAGUGGUAGUAGUAACAGUAGUAGUAGUGGUAGUAGUGACAGUGGUAGUAGUGGUAGUAGUAACAGUAGUAGUAGUAGUAACAGUAGUAGUAGUAGUAACAGUAGUAGUGGUAGUAGUGACAGUGGUAGUAGUAACAGUAGUAGUAGUAGUAGUAACAGUAGUAGUAGUGGUAGUAGUGACAGUGGUAGUAGUGGUAGUAGUAACAGUAGUAGUAGUAGUAACAGUAGUAGUAGUAGUAGUAACAGUGGUAGUAGUGACAGUGGUAGUAGUGGUAGUAGUAACAGUAGUAGUAGUAGUAGUAGUAGUAACAGUAGUAGUAGUAGUAACAGUGGUAGUAGUGGUAGUAGUGACAGUGGUAGUAGUGGUAGUAGCAACAGUAGUAGUAGUAGUAACAGUAGUAGUAGUAGUAACAGUGGUAGUAGUGGUAGUAGUGACAGUGGUAGUAGUGACAGUGGUAGUAGUGGUAGUAGUAACAGUAGUAGUAGUAGUAGUAACAGUAGUAGUAGUAGUAACAGUGGUAGUAGUGACGGUAGUGGUAGUAGUAACAGUAACAGUAGUAGUAGUAGUAACAGUGGUAGUAGUAACAGUGGUAGUAGUUGUAGUAGUGACAGUGGUAGUAGUGGUAGUAGUAACAGUAGUAGUGGUAGUAGUAGUAGUAGUGGUAGUAGUAGUAGUAACAAUAGUAGUAGUGGUAGUAGCAGGUCAGGAUUCUCCCCACCACUAGUUGGCGUAGUAGUAGUAACAGUAGUAGUAGUAGUGGUAGCAGGGUCCUCCCUACCAGUAGUUGGUGUAGUAACAGUAGUAGAAGUAGUAACAGUAGUAGUAGUAGUAGUAGUAGUAACAGUAGUAGAAGUAGUAACAGUAGUAGUAGUAGUAGUAGUAACAGUAGUAGUAGUAGUAACAGUAGUAGAAGUAGUAACAGUAGUAGUAGUAGUAGUAGUAACAGUAGUAGUAGUAGUGGUAGCAGGGUCCUCCCUACCAGUAGUUGGUAGUAACAGUAGUAGUAGUAGUAGUAGUAACAGUAGUAGAAGUAGUAACAGUAGUAGUAGUAGUAGUAACAGUAGUAGUGGUAGCAGGUCAGGGUCUUCCCUACCAGUAGUUGGCGUAGUAACAGUAGUAGUAGUAGUAGUAACAGUAGUAGAAGUAGUAACAGUAGUAGUAGUAGUAGUAGUAACAGUAGUAGUAGUAGUGGUAGCAGGUCAGGGUCCUCCCUACCAGUAGUUGGCAUAGUAACAGUAGUAGUAGUAGAAGUAGUAACAGUAGUAGUAGUAGUAACAGUAGUAGUAGUAGUAGUAGUGGUAGCAGGUCAGGGUCCUCCCUACCAGUAGUUGGCGUAGUAACAGUAGUAGUAGUAGUAGUAACAGUAGUAGUAGUAGUAGUGGUAGCAGGUCAGGGUCCUCCCUACCAGUAGUUGGCGUAGUAACAGUAGUAGUAGUAGUAGUAACAGUAACAGUAGUAGUAGUGGUAGCAGGUCAGGGUCCUCCCUACCAGUAGUUGGCGUAGUAACAGUAGUAGAAGUAGUAACAGUAGUAGUAAUGGUAGUAGUAACAGUAGUAGUAGUAACAGUAGUAGUAAUGGUAGUAGUAACAGUAGUAGUAGUAGUAGUAGCAGGUCAGGAUUCUCCCCACCACUAGUUGGCGUAGUAGUAGUAGUAACAGUAGUAGUAGUAGGAGUAACAGUAGUGGUAGUUGUAGUAGUAGUAACACUGGUAGUAGUAGCAGGUAAGGAUCCUCCCCACCACUGGUUGGCGUAGUAACUGUAGUAGUAGUAACAGUAGUGGUAGUUGUACCAGUAGUAGUAGUAGUAGUAACAGUAGUGGUAGUAGUAGUAGUAGCAGUAACAGUAGUGGUAGUUGUAGUAGUAGUAACAGUGGUAGUAGUAGCAGGUGAGGAUCCUCCCCACCACUGGUUGGCGUACUAACAGUAGUAGUAGUAACAGUAGUGGUAGUUGUAGUAGUUGUAGUAGUAGUAGUAGUAGUAGUAACAGUGGUAGUAGUAGUAGGUGAAGAUCUUUCCCACUACUGGUUGGUGUAGUAACAGUAGUAGUAGUAGUAACAGUAGUGGUAGUUGUACCAGUAGUAGUUGUAGUAACAGUAGUGGUAGUAGUAACAGUAGUGGUAGUUGUACCAGUAGUAUUAGUAGUAACAGUAGUAGUAGUAGUAGUAACAGUAGUGGUAGUAGUGACAGUAGUGGUAGUAGUAACAGUAGUGGUAGUUGUACCAGUAGUAGUAGUAGUAGUAGUAGUAGUAACAGUAGUAGUAGUAGUAACAGUAGUGGUAGUUGUACCAGUAGUAGUAGUGGUAGUAGUAGCAGGUGAGGAUCCUCCCCACCACUGGUUGUUGUAGUAACAGUAGUAGUAGUAGUAACAGUAGUGGUAGUAGUAACAGUAGUAGUAGUACUAACAGUAGUGGUAGUAGUAACAGUAGUGGUAGUUGUACCAGUAGUAUUAGUAGUAGUAACACUGGUAGUAGUAGCAGGUGAGGAUCCUCCCCACCACUGGUUGGCGUAGUAACACUAGUAGUAGUAACAGUAGUGGUAGUUGUAGUAGUAGUAGUAGUAGUAGUAGUGGAGUUGAUGUUGUAUUACUACCACAUGGAUUGUGUUCAUCUCCCUGACACCUUCUUCAGGUGGAGUUGAUGUUGUAUUACUACCACAUGGAUUGUGUUCAUCUCCCUGACACCUUCUUCAGGUGGAGUUGAUGUUGUAUUACUACCACAUGGAUUGUGUUCAUCUCCCUGACACCUUCUUCAGGUGGAGUUGAUGUUGUAUUACCACCACAUGGAUUGUGUUCAUCUCCCUGACACCUUCUUCAGGUGGAGUUGAUGUUGUAUUACUACCACAUGGAUUGUGUUCAUCUCCCUGACACCUUCUUCAGGUGGAGUUGAUGUUGUAUUACCACCACAUGGAUUGUGUUCAUCUCCCUGACACCUUCUUCAGGUGGAGUUGAUGUUGUAUUACCACCACAUGGAUUGUGUUCAUCUCCCUGACACCUUCAGGUGGAGUUGAUGUUGUAUUACUACCACAUGGAUUGUGUUCAUCUCCCUGACACCUUCUUCAGGUGGAGUUGAUGUUGUAUUACCACCACAUGGAUUGUGUUCAUCUCCCUGACACCUUCUUCAGGUGGAGUUGAUGUUGUAUUACCACCACAUGGAUUGUGUUCAUCUCCCUGACACCUUCUUCAGGUGUGGCGCCUCAGUGCCUUGCUCAAGGGUGCUUUGGCAAUGUUGUCAUGUCUGCUGUGAGCCCAGCAGGUCUAAGAUGUCCUCCUCUGCCCGGCUCACCUAGUCCAGCUCCUCUGGGCCGUGAGGACCUGGAUGAAGAGAAGGAG
Molecule: messenger RNA, 3753 nt
Organism: Entelurus aequoreus (snake pipefish)
Lineage: Eukaryota; Metazoa; Chordata; Actinopteri; Syngnathiformes; Syngnathidae
Exons: 4
Coding region: 1-1647 (548 amino acids)
Source: RefSeq, a predicted model, not a curated record